AUGGCGACAACGACAGCAGAAACAGCCUACCUAGGCUCCUCAGCCCUGUCGAACGCCAUAACCAUGGGCACGAGCAAGCUAACAGACACUGAAAAACACCAAACGAGCAUAAACACAACCUCACACGCAAAUAUAUCUCGAUCUGAGGACAAACCCGACCCGUUCCUGAUCACAUACACCCGCAACGACCCAGCAGACCCGCUAAACUGGCCACUCUCUAAAAAACUAAAAUUCACACUCAUCUCCUGCGCAAUGGUCUUCCUCACGGCAUUAGCCAGUAGCAUCUUCGGUCCCGCGGCGUCGACAACAGCAUCCGAGUACGGGGUCAGCAUCCAAGUCAUGAAUCUCAGCGUCGCACUCUUUGUCGCUGGGUAUGCUGUAGGCCCGCUCUUCUUCGCUCCGCUCUCUCAACUCGUGGGCAAUGCGAUUCCGCUCUUUAUUGCCAUGUUUGGUGUUGCGGUUUUUCAGAUCCCGCAGAGUCUUGCGACGAAUGUUAAGACGAUUGUCAUAUCGAGGUUCGUGCAGGGGAUGCUAGGUUCUGGUGUGUUGGCGGUGGGAUCUGGUAUGCUGGCUGAAGUGUGGAGUGUCGAGACGCGGGCUAUUGCGAUCGGAUUAUCUGCCACGAGUAUGAACCUCGGUAGUUCCGUCGGGCCCAUCGCCGGCUCAUUCAUCCUCGAUCGGUAUGGCUGGCGGUGGAUCGGCUGGGUGACACUUCUCACCUAUGUCGGCGUCGGCCUCUUGACCCCCUUUACAGUCUGGGAGUCGUCGCGCAAGCGCAUCCUCGAGCUCCGCGCAGCGAAGAUCCGAAAGGAAACUGGCGAUAACCGGUACUACGCACCCAGCGAGAAGAACCGCCUCACACUGGGCACCCUCGUUCAGCGGUACGGCAAAAUGCCCGUGCAGAUGAUGGCGCAGGAGCCCAUCCUCAUUGUCAUCACCCUCUACCUCACCCUCGUCUACGGAACGCUGUACCUCUCGUACCAAAUGAUUCCGUACGCAUUCCAGCAGCGCGGGUGGUCUGCACCUAAUGCCUCUCUCCCGUUUAUAAGUGUGAUCCUCGGCGUCCUGCUGGCGUGGAUUCUCGUCAGCUUGUACACGGUAUAUUACUGGCGGCCGAAGCUCAAGCGUCUUGGUGCUACAACGCCAGAAGACCGCCUCCCACCUAUGAUCCUCGGCGGAAUGCUCCUCGUCCCCGCCCUCCUGUGGUUAGCCUGGUCCUCCCGAACCCACCCCUCCUCGCAGAUAAUAGCAUGCCUCCCGCUCGGCUGUUCACUGCAACUAAUCUUCAUCUCGGGCGUUGUUUAUAUCAUCGACGUCUACAUGCCAAACGGCAACAGCGCAAUAUCAAUCCACGUCGCGGUGCGGAGUCUGGUUAGUGCGACAUUUCCACUGUGGGGGAGGUUGGUGUAUCAGAAGCUAGGGGUUGAAUGGACGGGGACGGUUCUUGCGGGGGUCGGGGUAGUCCUUGCAGGGAGUCCGGUUGUGUUUUGGGUUUGGGGGCAUAAAAUUCGGGGGUGGAGUCGGUUUUGUGAGGUUGUUGAUUGA
Molecule: messenger RNA, 1545 nt
Organism: Aspergillus calidoustus
Lineage: Eukaryota; Fungi; Ascomycota; Eurotiomycetes; Eurotiales; Aspergillaceae
Source: the annotation of a GenBank genome assembly